Molecule: messenger RNA, 1026 nt
Organism: Penaeus indicus
Lineage: Eukaryota; Metazoa; Arthropoda; Malacostraca; Decapoda; Penaeidae
Product: dipeptidyl peptidase 1-like
Exons: 6
Cellular component (GO): lysosome
Molecular function (GO): cysteine-type endopeptidase activity
Source: RefSeq, a predicted model, not a curated record
UUCUCCGCCCAAAAGAACAACAAGGUCGCCCCCCGCACGUCCAGUAAGGUGACGCAGCCCCUGUCGAAGCUCCACAAAGCCUACAAAAAUGACGAGAAACUUGUGUCUGACAUCAACGCCGCACAGAACUCUUGGCGCGCUAAGGCUUACCCAGAGCACGAGAAAUUCAGCCGCUACCAAAUGUUCCUCCGCGCGGGAGGCCCUGGCGCUGUCGUCUCCAACCCCCCCUCCCCCGCCCCCGCGACCCCCGAGCAGAAGGCCCGCGUCUCCUUCCUGCCGGAGAACUUCGACUGGCGUAACGUGGAGGGUGUGAACUACGUGAGCGACGUCAGGGACCAGGGAGGAUGCGGCUCCUGCUACACCUUCGCCUCCGUGGGCCAGAUCGAGACCCGCCUGAGGAUCGCCACCCGCAACCAGCGCCAGGACGUCUUCUCCACGCAGGAUGUCGUCUCCUGCUCGUCCCUCUCCCAAGGAUGUCUCGGAGGCUUCAACUACCUGAUCGCCGGACGCUACGCCAUGGACCAGGGUGUCGUGGCCGAGGAGUGCAACCCUUAUACUGGAAGUGACGACGCCUGCGCCACCGACUCCACCUGCGCCCGCACCUUCGUCAGCGACUACUCUUACCUGGGCGGCUACUACGGCGCAUGCAACGAGGAACUCAUGUUGCAAGCGCUUGUGGAGAACGGGCCCCUGUCAGUGUCCUACAUGGUCUACGAUGACUUCUACAACUACGACGGCGGCAUCUACCACCACACGGGUUUCAAGAACGACUUCAAUCCGUUCGAGAUGGUGACUCACGCCGUUCUACUGGUGGGCUACGGCGUGGACAACGCUACAGGCGAGAAGUACUGGACGGUGAAGAACUCGUGGGGCGCCGACUGGGGCGAGGACGGCUUCUUCAGGAUCAGGAGGGGAACCAACGAGUGCUCCAUCGAGUCCAUGGCCGUUGAUAUUACAGCCAUCCCUUAAAUUCGUGGAAUUCACAAAGAGCUUUGUAGUAAAAGAACGUAUGCGUAAAAGAGAAAA